Molecule: messenger RNA, 23557 nt
Organism: Coregonus sp. 'balchen'
Lineage: Eukaryota; Metazoa; Chordata; Actinopteri; Salmoniformes; Salmonidae
Source: the annotation of a GenBank genome assembly
AUGGAUGAACGCUUCUCCCUCUCUAUCAUGGAUGCCAUGGUUGCCCUUAGUUUGAAGAUGUAAUCCUGAGACAGGUGUUUUAUACAACAGCCUUCUGUGUUUUCUUUUCAACUCUCUCCGCAUUUGGCAAUCAUCUCUCUGCUUCCACCAGGCAUUCCACUGAUUUCAAAAACUUGGUCAACUUCUUCCGUGACAACAACACUGUUGAUCGCCGUUUCUUCCCCGUCACUGUCAUCAGACGACGACUACAAUGUCUGGUUCAAUGAAAAUGUUUUUACCUAAAUCAGGGAUUUCCUCAUUGUCUGAUUCAUUUUCAGAGUCUGAGAGAGUCAGCAUGGCACAAUCGUCCUCCAGAAAGUAGUCCAUCACAACUUUUUCCCACUGAUCUUUGUCGAUAGCGCCUGUUAACUUAAUGGCAGCAAUGUUGAGUGCGGUAGCAAAACAAUGUCAUAUCUUCAUGAUAUCUUUCAAAACAAGCCGCGGUAGAAAGGAAUAUCUACACAUACUGAGCAGCUCAUGUUAUAGACAGAAGCAUGCCACGUGGCAGACCAAUCCAAACACAUCUCUCGGCUUGUCCAGCCCAUCCAUUAUCUCAGCCAAUCAUGGCUAGCGGGAAGGUUCCUGUCUUUUUCCGUGGCUAAACCAACUAGCCUCGUAAUCUAACAAUUGUAUUCAUAUUUACAGAUGGCAGACAACAGAGUUCCUCAACUGGCCGAAUAUGGCCCGUUGGUGGUUUUAUUUGGCCCCCAAGUUGUCUGAGCAAGAAAAAAAGUUUUUUUUCCUCUCAUUUUUUGUGUGUUUUUUUUUUGUUGUACCAGGAAAUCAGCUUCAAGUCAUUUUUAUUUUGGAAAUCUGUUCCUAAGUAUUCCCACGCAUAAUAGAGAAACGUGAAUGUAUAUAAAUAUUAAUAAUUAAUCAUAAUUGAUUGGAUUUUCUAGCACUUUUCUACUAACUGAGGUACUCAAAGCGCUUUACAUAGUAGGAGGAAAUUCACCUCAUCCACCAUCAAUGUGUAGCACCCACCUCAGUGAUGCACGGCGACCAUUUUUGUGCCAGAACGCUCAACACACAUCAGCUACAGUUGAAGUCGGAAGUUUACAUACACCUUAGCCAAAUACAUUUAAACUCAGUUUUUCACAAUUCCUGACAUUUAAUCCUAGUAAAAAUUCCCUGUCUUAGGUUAGUUAGGAUCACCACUUUAUUUUAAGAAUGUGAAAUGUCAGAAUAAUAGUAGAGAGAAUUAUUUAUUUAAUAUUUUAUUUCUUUCAUCACAUUCCCAGUGGGUCAGAAGUUUCCAUACACUCAAUUAGUAUUUGGUAUCAUUGCCUUUAAAUUGUUUAACUUGGGUCAAACGUUUCGGGUAGCCUUCCACAAGCUUCCCACAAUAAAUUGGGUGAAUUUUGGCCCAUUCCUCCUGACAGAGCUGGUGUAACUGAGUCAGGUUUGUAGGCCUCCUUGCUCGCACAUGCUUUUUCAGUUCUGCCCACACAUUUUCUAUAGGAUUGAGGUCAGGGCUUUGUGAUGGCCAUUCCAAUACCUUGACUUUGUUGUCCUUAAGCCAUUUUGCCACAACUUUGGAAGUAUGCUUGUGGUCAUUGUCCAUUUGGAAUACCCAUUUGCGACCAAGCUUUAACUUCCUGACUGAUGUCUUGAGAUGUUGCUAUCCACAUCAUUUUCCUUCCUCAUGAUGCCAUCUAUUUUGUGAAGUGCACCAGUCCCUCCUGCAGCAAAGCACCCCCACAGCAUGAUGCUGCUACCCCCGUGCUUCACGGUUGGGAUGGUGUUCUUCGGCUUGCAAGGCACCCCCUUUUUCUUCCAAACAUAAUGAUGGUCAUUAUGGCCAAACAGUUCCAUUUUUGUUUCAUUAGACCAGAGGACAUUUCUCCAAAAAGUGCGAUCUUUGUCCCCAUGUGCAGUUGAAAACCGUAGUCUGGCUUUUUUUAUGGCGGUUUUGGAGCAGUGGCUUCUACUUGCUGAGCGGCCUUUCAUGUUAUGUCGAUAUAGGACUCUUUUACCAGCAUCUUCACAAGGUCCUUUGCUCUUGUUCUGGGAUUGAUUUACACUUUUCGCACCAAAGUACGUUAAUCUCUAGGAGACAGAAUGCGUCUCCUUCCUGAGCGGUAUGACGGCUGCGUGGUCCCAUGGUGUUUAUACUUGCGUACUAUUAUUUGUACAGAUGAAUGUGGUACCUUCAGGCGUUUGGAAAUUGGUCCCAAUGAUGAACCAGACUUGUGGAGGUCUACACAUUUUUUUCUGUGGUCUUGGCUGAUUUAUUUGGAUUUUCCCAUGAUGUCAAGCAAAGAGGCACUGAGUUUGAAGGUAGGCCUUGAAAUACAUCCACAGGUACACCUCCAUUUUGACUCAAAUGAUGUCAAUUAGCCUGUCAGAAGCUUCUAAAGCCAUGACAUCAUUUUCUUGAAUUUUCCAAGCUGUUUAAAGGCACAGUCAACUUAGUGUAUGUCAACUUCUGACCCACUGGAAUUGUGAUACAGUGAAUUAUAAGUGAAAUAAUCUGUCUGUAAACAAUUGUUGGAAAAAUUACUUGUGUCAUGCACAAAGUAGAUGUCCUAACCGACUUGCUAAAACUAUAGUUUGUUAACAAGAAAUUUGUGGAGUGGUUGAAAAACGAGUUUUAAUGACUCCAACCUAAAUGUAUGUAAACUUCCGACUUCAACAGGUGGAGAGGUGAGGAGUGAUAUAUGCCAAUUAGGAAUGAUAGGCAUGAUUAGGUGGUCAUGAUGGAAUGUGUCCAGGUUGGGAAUUUAGCCAUGACACCUGGGUGAACACCCCUACUCUUACAACAAGUGCCAUGGGAAUUUGAAUGGCCACAGAGUCAGGACACCCGUUUUAACGUCCCAUCCGAUAGACAGCACCCUAAGCAGGGCAAUGUCCCCAAAUGUAAUCAAGGUUUGUAAUGAUUAUGUUUUUGUUCAAUAUUAUAUCUGUUUGGGCUUCUUGCGGUCAAUUUGCAGUCAACAUUUUUUUAUUAUUAUGUUCCGGCCCCACGACCAUCCGCUCAAGAAAAUAUUGGCCCGCGGCUGAAUCUAGUUGAUGAUCCCUGGCAUACACGUUUGUUAUUAAGGCACAUGAAAGUUCACAUGUUCCAGAAGGCAUUUCUGCCAAAAAAACCACAUUUGGAUAAUUAAAAAAUAAAACGUUCAAAUUCCUCUCAUGUAAAGUAGUGACGUGCGACAUAUGCCUAGCUUCUUGAAACGGGUCACAUAUUGGUAGAUGGGUAAAAACUAUCCCUUUGAGUAUGGUGAACUUAUUAACCUCUUAAGGAUCGGACCCUUUUUUUCAAUUUUCGCCUAAAUGACAUACCCAAAUCUAAACUGCCUGUAGCUCAGGACCUGAAGCAAGGAUAUGCAUAUUCUAGAUACCAUUUGAAAGGAAACACUUUGAAGUUUGUGGAAAUGUGAAAGUAAUGUAGGAGAAUAUAACACAUUAGAUCUGGUAAAAGAUAAUACAAACAUAAAAACAUUUUUUUUGUCCCAUCAUCUUUGAAAUGCAAGAGAAAGGCCACAAUAUAACGUUGCAGUUUAGGCGCAAUUUGGAUUCUGGCCACUAGAUGGCAGCAGUGUGUGUGCAAAGUUUCAGAUUGAUCCAGUGAAGCAUUGCAAUACUGGACUAUUUUGUACCAAGUCUGCCCAAAUGUGCCGAAUUGGUCAAUUGAUACAUUUUCAAGUACAUAACUAUAGAGAACAUACAAAAAUUAUAUGGUAAUACAAAAUGUAAGUUUACACACUCCCUGGAAUGUCAUACAUGAUGGAUCAUUAGCUUAUACACUAACUUUCACACAUCUAGCAGGGGUUCAAACUUUAGAACCCAGUUCCUACAUUUGAAUACAGAAAUUGAUUUUAUCAAACAAAACUAUGCUACAUUUUAUCUCUGGGACCCUUAGGAUGACAAAUCAGAGCAAGAUUACUGAAUGUAAGUACAUUCACCUCUGUAGGUAAAUAAUGUAUCAAACCAGUUGCCGUGAUAAGUAUUUUGUGGUUGUGCACUCUCCUCAAACAAUAACAUGGUAUUAUUUCACUGUAAUAGCUACUGUAAAUUGGACUUUUUCUGCCCAUAUAAGACAUGUCUAUGUCCUGGAAAGUGUGUUGUUACUUACAACAGUCAUGCUAAUCACAUUAGCGCACGUUAGCUCAACCGUCCCGUAUAAGGGACACCGAUCCCGUAGAGGUUAAUGACACUUUGCAUGGUGUAUCAAUACACCCAGUCACUACAAAGAUACAGGCGUCCUUUCUAACUCAGUUGCCGGAGAGGAAUGAAACCAUUUCACCAUGAGGCCAAUGGUGACUUUAAAACAGUUAGAGUUUAAUGGCUGUGAAAGGAGAAAACUGAGGAUGGAUCAACAACAUUGUAAUAAUACUAACUUAAAUGACAGAGUGAAAAGAAGGAAGCCUGUACAGAGUAAAACAUAUUCCAAAAUGUGCAUCCUGUUUGCAAUAAAGCACUAAAGUAAAACUGCAAAAAAUGUGGCAAAGAAAUGAACUUUAUGGAACUUUAUGUUUUGGCAAAUCCAACACAACACAUCACUGAGUACCUCUCUUAAUAUUUUCAAUCAUGGUGGUGGCUGAAUUAUGUUAUGGGUAUGCUUGUCAUCGGCAAGGGAGUUUUUUAAGCAUACAAAUAAAUGGAAUAGAACUCCUGGUUCAGUCUGCUUUCCAACAGACACUGGGAGAACAAUUCACCUUUCAGCAGGACAAUAACCUAAAACACAAGGCCAAAUAUACACUGGAGUUGCUUACCAAGAUGACAUUGAAUGUUCCUGAGUGGCCUAGUUAUAUUUUUGACUUACAUCUGCUUGAAAAGCUAUGGCAAGACUUAAAAAUGGCUGUCUAGCAAUGAUCAACAACCAACUUGACAGAGCUUGAAGAAUUGUGUGGUCUGUUGUGGAAAUUCUAACCAGGAAGGAGAGACUUUGUUAUUUCUUCAAACAAUCAACCUUUAUUUAAAAAUAAUUGUAAUAAUGAAGCUGGUCAACCCCACACUCUGAAGUAUAAGGCUGAGAGCUCAAUAAUACAGAAAAUACAGAGGUCUUAUAUAGUAGACCUAAAAAUUUUUAGUCAUGGCUGGUUCCACCCCUCCCUGGCUUAGUUUCUCAGAAGCAAAGAUGAUUCAAAACAAUAACAGGUUUGUUCUGUUUCUCAAGCUAUCUCUAUCUCAAGUGGCACCAUGUCCUUGACCAUAUGCCCAGACCAGCUGCGGGGAGCUAAGGGGGGAACCAUCCUUUUGCAAAAGCACAGCAGUGGUAGUUAUGAAAAUUAUGUUAUCAUGGGUAAGAGAUCUCUUACUGUUGCCAAGCACAUAGUUGUUAACUAUCAAUAUUCAUACAGAUAAUAAUCAACAAAGCAGGUAAAUACGUAAUUUUUCCCUCACAGGUCUGAGGCGUGCAUUCGAUUACGAGCGUUUUCAAGUGCAACGUUAAUAAUGAUGGUUUUGGGAAUCAGAUCAGAGAUUUAACGAUGCUUCUACGAAGGUUCUAACGAUGAACUCAGCCUUAAGAUGCUUUUGGGGAAACCGGCCCCAGGUCAUUCCUGUGUGAUCUCAGAUUUGUACCAUUCUGCACUUGUAAAACUGCACAGCUGUCUUGUACACUUUGUCUGGACUGUAUGAAUAUUCACUCAGAAGAAGAAGAACAAAAACAGGGACUAUAGUAUACCGAGGAAGAGAAUCCCCCUGCCCAGACCAGUACCUCCCCCAUCCCCCUCUUCCACAUCUGGGCUAAUCAGCCACAUUAGUCCAGGGUGCCACCUGUACAACCACCUGUUUGUACCCAGGCCACCAGGUCUACAGCCCAUUGGCUGCCUCAGUAUUCCACACAGCACCUGUUCACCAGCCUGAGAGAGAAAGACCCUCUCUCUAUCCCUCAUUUCCCCUUCCCCAUAGACCUAGAGCAGUACAGCAAAAUCAAUACAAAUAAAGCCUCAACCAUCAAUGAAAAAUGAGAGGGACCUUUAAGAGUGCCAAAGCUAUUUCUUCAGCUAUUAUAUUUGACUUCAUAACAAUUGGACAGGGCUGAUUUAAAUAUCAUGUUAUUUAUAGACUUUGAUAUUUAAAACACUUUGAAAUGCCAGUUAGGCUUGGCUCGCUUAACUGCUGCUCACACGGACAGAAUGUGAGCAUUUUUUUAAAUUUAUUAUUGAGAUUGUUUUGUGAGUGAGAGUUGGAACCUUGAACGACUUGCCUCCAGGGAAUAGACAAGUGAAAGACGAUAAUCCCUUCUGAGAGGGUCAAGGGGUAUAAGUAUACGUUCGUGAUGAACAGUCCUUCUUACAAUUCCAUUUUCCAUCCGCUUUGUGUUGACCCUUAACCUCUAACCUCUCCCCUCUAUCCAGGUGAACGCCCCAGCUCCGGUGCGGCCGGGGGCAGUGGAGCAGUACAAGAGGGCGUUUGCCCGUCAGCGAGCUCGUGACCUGGCGCAGCAUGCUGAUACACUGCUCUACAAGGACAAGGAGAUUGCCGCCCUGCAUCAUGAGUGUAGGCAGCUGGAGACCCGUCUGGGCACGGCCAAGGUACCCAACACCAUAGAAAUAGAAUCGGAAUACCCAUUCUAGUAUCUGUACUUCUAUACCCAAUUCAGCCCCAGAACACUCUUUCAAGACCAAUCUAAUGUUUGUGUUCGAGAUCGACUACUUUGCAGUCUGACUGCGCAGAAUCACUGAUCUAACAAUCAACUUGGCUUGCAUCCCCUCAAACGCGCUGAACAUUUAAAUAAUAACCUAUUAUGUAACACUAGCAGUCUGCCCACUAAAGGCUCACUGUAUCAUUCACUGUAGUCAGUCCUAUUCACUGAUCUCAUCAAAGGACUAAAAUGCCUCAGGUUUGCCCUCUGCUGGUCUGUUUGGACACUGCUCUGGAUAACCCUCUCUAAGCCUGAACUUGUGAUUGAGCUGUACUGAUGCAGAUGUGUAGAUAGGGAGACCACCCUCUCCUAAUGGCUGUGAACUAAGAGCUCAUUUACUUGGUCUGAAUAUCUGCUGGGAGUACUACUACUGAGGGAAUCCCAGGAUGAGCUGUGGACUGAGUUGAUGGUGAUGAUCAGUGGCGGACUUACCAUUAGACAGAAAAGGCAAUUGCAUCAAGCUUCACAUCUACAUCAUCCAUAGAGUACGACCUUUCCUCACAAAGGAAGCAGUGCAGGUCCUAAUCCAGGCACUUGUCAUCUCCCGUCUAGACUACUGCAACUCUCUUUUGGCUGGGCUCCCCACUUGUGCCAUCAAACCCCUGCAACAUAUCCAAAAUGCGGCAGCCCGCAUGGUGUUCAACCUUCCUAAGUUCUUCCGUGUCACCCCGCUCCUCCGCACCCUCCUCUGGCUUCCAGUCGAAGCUCAUAUCAUCUUCAAGACCCAGGUGGUUGCCUACAGCACAGCAAGAGGAACUGCCCCUCCCUGCCUUCAGGCGAUCCUCAAACCCUACACCCCAACCCGAGCACUCCGUUCCGCCACCUCUGGUCUCUUGGCCCUCCCACCCCUACGGGAGGGCAGUUCCCGCUCAGCCCAGUCCAAGCUCUUCUCUGUCCUGGCACCCCAAUGGUGGAACAAGCUUCCCCCUAAAGUCAGGAAAGCGGAAUCCCUGCCCGUCUUUCGAAAACAUCUGAAACCUUACCUCUUUGAAGAGUAUUUUAAAUAACUCUCACAGCGUCUCCACUUGAGGUCCCCCCAUGCUCCACUCGAGGCCCCCCAACCCCCCCGACAAACGACCCGCUAUCGUGGGCUGCUGGGAGUGGGGGUUUGCCUGGCCACUGUGCCCAGGUUAAUGAGGCCACAUUGUUGACAAAAAAGGCCCCCCAAAAAGUAAAUGAAUCCAUACAGCCAAAUAAUAAUUCACCAUAGAUCAAUAAUUUUUUCCAUACAUAUAUUUCAUAUCAAUAUUAAUAUAAUCCAGGUUUUUCUCAUAAUAGUAGAAACAAGUGUCAUUAAUCACCCAUUGACUGGUUCAUAAUAAUGGACUAUUCCACCUUGACAGAGUCCCUGUGCAUUGUUUCACGCGAUAUGAUUACAAAUGUGACUUUCAUUGAAAUUAAGCUACAGCAAUGAGGCGCUUUCAGAGCGUGGCAGAGAAAAUGCAUUUUUACCGAAGUUAACAGUUCUUUAGUAAAAAGACAGGUGCUGCUGAUAAUACUGACGUUGUCAUUGAGGCAGAGGACAUGUAUGUUUAGUCCAUGUAUCUCAUACUGUCUGACCAAAAAGAGUAUGGCAUGUCAUAUUCUUUUUGGCCAGACAGUAUCAGAUAUAUGGGCUACAUAUAGCAAGACAGAGGGGCGCUGUUUCGCUCGCAUGCUUUCUCUGGUGAGAUAGUUUCAGCCACUUGCGAAUUGAAGGAAAGUUGGCGGGUGCACGUUGCACUGUUAGGAUGCUGGAAUUACUUUGGAUGAACGUGCGAAGGUAGCCUACUUUUUGAAAUUUGUUUGUUAAUCAGAUGAAAGCAUCAUGACUGGUUGUGUUCAUGGCACAUUAAAAGGUAAUCAAUUGUUACAGUUAAAUGACAUGGAAAACUCAGAGUGGCCUCUGCCUGGGGCCUCCAAAUCACUAAGUGCUCCCCUUGUGAUGAUAAUACUGAGGAUGAUGAUGGGAGUGUCAGUAUGUAAACCAGUGUAUAACCUCACCAGAGCCUGAUGCAUCACUUUAUAAUAAUGUGACUAAGACAAGAGGGAGAGCGACAUUGUUUUCCCAGCCUGAGAGGAAAAGUCCUCAAGCAUUACGAGGAAAUAUUUCACAUUGACCCAGGAAUCUCCUCACGCCUUCCUCUUAAAAUUUCUUGAAGUAUUUUUUAUCUUUGUAUGUUGAAAUAUCUUUGACCUCUGUGUGUGUGUUGCAGGGCUCCCCGGUCCCGUCGGGCGUGGUAGAGUUUGAGAGGCUGCUGAGGGAGUCCCAGAAGGAGGUGCUGAGGCUACAGAGACAACUGUCAGUCUCCUCCUCCAGAGUCACCUCCUCUAAGGAGACCUCCUGCAGGGAGCACAAUGGCCACGACAGGCCCUGCACACCAGAGGAGGAGAGGGAAGAGAAUGUAAGGAUUGGAACUAUUUCAUAAUAUUUUUUUAUUUUACCUUUAUUUAACUAGGCAAGUCAGUUAAGAACAAAUUCUUAUUUACAAUGACGGCCUACCCCGGCCAAACCCGGACGACGCUGGGCUAAUUGUGUGCCGCCCUAUGGGACUCCCAACCAUAGGCGGAUUGUGAUACAGCCUGGAAUCAAACCAGGGUCUGUAGUGACGCCUCCAGCACUGAGAUGCAGUGCCUUAGACCGCUGCGCCAAUAUAUGCCAUUUAGCAGACGCUUUUAUCCAAAGCGACUCACAGUCAUACGUGCAUACAUGCCCAGCUCCAACACUGCCCCCUGUUGAUGAUAAAGAGCACUACAUCAUAUCAGAGUGGUAUAGGAACAGAAGUCUUUUUGCACUGUUAAAAGGCAAACUCAAAGCAACAGACCUGGGUUCAAAAACGUUUUGAAUUAAUUUUGAAUGCUUUAGCUGUGCUUGAUUGAGCUUGCCUGUUGUGAUGUAACCAAUAGAAAACUCUUAAAUGUGCAAUCCAUACCCACCUGGCACCAGAGAUACUUUUGAGGAGAUGGGAAACUCCAUUCGAAUCAUAUUAACGCCCACCGUGUACUUUGCCCGUACGUUGUCAAUGGGCCACGCGGUGCAUUCUGGGUACACUCCGACAAGGAGAUCUCUCCUUCAAGGCGUCAAUGGGAGUCAAUUGGGCGCUAGCACAAAAACCCAACAUGAGCACAAAUUACGUGAACAAGAAGCUCAACAUUACAAAUAUUUUCCAGGAUUUGAGGUAAUUAUUUUUCUCGACUCAUACCCUGACUUUUAGAAAGGAUUGCGUGAUGAUUAGCUUAGCAGCCGUGUGAUGCAGCAUGACAAUGCAAAGGCGAUUGGUGGACAGUCUGCUGGGCAGAGCGUAAUACUUUUCUCCAUUCAUUUACCGCUGGGAUUCUUAACUCCUCCUUUUCUAAUAUCUCUGCUGGCACUUCAGGCAGGCUAAAGCAAAUUAUGAAAUUAUUAGUCAUAUUUAAAAUGGUAUAUUCCCACCUUGUAUUAGUCAUUAUGAUCUUAUAAAAACAUUAGUACAAAUCAAAUCAAAUUGGAUUUGUCACAUGCGCCGAAUACAACCUUACCAUGAAAUGCUUACUUAGAAGCCCUUAACCAACAAUGCAGUUUUAAGAAAAUAGAGUUAAGAAAAUAUUUACUAAAUAAACUAAAGUAAAACAAAAAGUAAGACAAUAAAAUAACAAUAACAAGGCUAUAUACAGGGGGUACCGGUACCGAGUCAAUGUGCGGGAGUACAGGUUAGUCGAGGUAAUUUGUACAUGUAGGUAGGGGUAAAGUGACUAUGCAUAGAUAAUAAACAGCGAGUAGCAGCAGUGUAAAAACAAAGGGGGGGGUCAAUGCAAAUAAUCUGGGUGGCCAUUUCAUUAAUUGUUCAGCAGUCUUAUGGCUUGGGGGCAGGAGCUGUUAAGGAGCCUUUUGGAUCUAGACUUGGCGCUCCAGUAUCGCUUGCCAUGCGGUAGCAGAGAGAACGGUCUAUGACUUGGGUGACUGGAGUCUUUGAUAAUUUUUUGGGCCAUCCUCUGACAUCGCCUGGUAUAGAGGUCUUGGAUGGUGGGAAGCUUGUCCCCAGUGAUGGACUAAGCCGCACGCACUACCCUCUGUAGCGCCUUACGGUCGGAGGCCGAGCAGUUGCCAUACCAGGUGGUGAUGCAACCGGUCAAGAUGCUCUCGAUGAGAGGAUCUGGGGACCCAUGCCAAAUCUUUUCAGUCUCCUGAGAGGGAAAAGGUGUUGUCGUGCCCUCUUCACGACUUUCCUAGUAUGUUUGACCCAUGAUAGUUUGUUGUUGAUGUGGACACCAAAGAACUUGAAACUCUCGAACCGCUCCACUACAGCCCUGUCGAUGUGAAUGGGGGCGUGUUCGGCCCUCCUUUUCCUGUAGUCCACGAUCAUAUCCUUUGUCUUGGUCACGUUGAGGGAGAUGUUGUUGUCCUGGCACCACACGGCCAGGUCUCUGACCUCCUCCCUAUAGGCUGUCUCAUCGUUGUCGGUGAUCAGGCCUACUACUGUUGUGUCGUCAGCAGACUUAAUGAUGGUGUUGGAGUCGUGCUUGGCCACGCAGUCGUGGGUGAACAGAGAGUACAGGAGGGGACUAAGCACACACCCCUGAGGGGCCCCCGUGUUGAGGAUCAGCGUGGCAGAUGUGUUGUUGCCUACUCUUACCACCUGGGGGCGGCCCGUCAAGAAGUCCAGGAUCCAGUUGCAGAGGGAGGUGUUUAGUCCCAGGGUCCUUAGCUUAGUGAUGAGCUUUGUGGGCACUAUGGUGUUGAACGCUGAGCUGUAGUUAACGAACAGCAUUCUCACAUAGAUGUUCCAUUUGUCCAGGUGGGAAAGGGCAGUGUGGAGUGCGAUUGAGAUUGUGUCAUCUGUGGAUCUGUUAGGGCUAGGGCUGUUGCGGUGACUGUAUUACCGCCACACCGGCGGUCACGAUUCAUGAAGGCAGUAAAAUUCCACGUCACCGUUAGUCACGGUAAUUAGGCUUCUCCAAGCUCUGAUGCUGUUGAUGGUCAUUAGUAGCCUACCAAACUUGCUAACUGCCUGUCCCUCUAAUCACUCUGACAUAAAUGCAAAUGUAAUCGAAAAUCUAAUCAAACACUUAAUGAGAGCCCAUGAGCUCAUGUUGUGCAACAUUUCUAAAGGCUAUGAAAUUGCGCAGAGAAAACAGAGUGAUUGCCUCUAUUUAAAAGAGGAGGAUCCCAUAAGAUUUCUAUAGGCUAGGCCUACUGUAUUUAUUUCUCAACUUUCCUAAUAUUAAGCAAAUAUUAAGCACAUUGCUUAUCUUUACAACAGGAGUAUAGCCUACCUGGCUGUUAUGAAAAUGAACCACAGGAAAAACGUCCUCCAUUCACUAUUUAAGUGGAGAGAUGACAUGUAUUUUUUCCCCUGCCCUUGUUUCGAGACAGGUGCAUGAUAGUGGUCCAUUCUAAAUCAAAACGAAUUUCACACACAUAUUAUUUAGUAUAUGUAAAGACAUGAUUAAAUCAAGAAUAGUCUGUUGGGUGACAGUAUUAGCUUAUCACUUGUGAAUGAUAUAUUAUCACUUGUGAAUGAUGCCCAGCUUAAGGCAAGAAACAAAGCCUUUUUGUAAAUACUUUUUCGAAUCAAAGUCAUGCUUAUAGCCUACUGCCGUGUGUGCAUUGCUGCGCUUAUAAUGUGAAGAAAUAGCAUAAUAGUUUAUCAACAUAUUAAGCUAAACGUUCUGAUCUGUUGUGUCAGCCUCAUUACGUAAAAAAUGAUUUUUGAUGCUAGUAGUUGUAUUAAUUAAAGACUAUGUUUGGAAUAUUUAUUUCUCGCACAGAAUAGAAUAGGUCAACUUUUGUACUAUGGGGUAUAGUAGAUUGAUAUAGGCUAGUGUUUUUGCUGUUCGUUAGGCCUACUCAUCUUGUUGACUGACGAAAAGUAAAUGUGGACAGAUCUUCAAUAUGCACUUCGGAAUUGGAUAAGGACGCGCGCAGUUGCGUCCCCGAUGUGUCUGUCUUCACUUUUAGCCUGUGAGAAAGACCAGAUCACGUGAUGGAGAGCCAUGUGAGUGAGAAGUUCUUCGGAGCAGGCAGCACUCAGGGAGAAGGGCUGCAAAAGGCAUGGAUUUUUUUAGGUUGCAUUAUGGCCACACAAAGGGGUUGCCACAAGGAAAAUCGAAGCAUUAUUAAGUGCUUCUCAAAUUGUGAAUGAGAGACUGAUGAAGUGUGUACAACCUGCGCAAAAAAAACAAAGCAGAGCUCAUGCCAUUCAAGCGACAUUUUUCAAAUCAUCAUUAGAGUCGCAUCAUGCAGCCUUGCAAUGUAUUAAAAAUCUAAACAUACAGUGGGGAAAAAAAGUAUUUAGUCAGCCACCAAUUGUGCAAGUUCUCCCACUUAAAAAGAUGAGAGAGGCCUGUAAUUUUCAUCAUAGGUACACGUCAACUAUGACAGACAAAAUGAGAAAAAAAAAUCCAGAAAAUCACAUUGUAGGAUUUUUAAUGAAUUUAGUUGCAAAUUAUGGUGGAAAAUAAGUAUUUGGUCAAUAACAAAAGUUUCUCAAUACUUUGUUAUAUACCCUUUGUUGGAAAUGACACAGGUCAAACAUUUUCUGUAAGUCUUCACAAGGUUUUCACACACUGUUGCUGGUAUUUUGGCCCAUUCCUCCAUGCAGAUCUCCUCUAGAGCAGUGAUGUUUUGGGGCUGUCGCUGGGCAACAAGGACUUUCAACUCCCUCCAAAGAUUUUCUAUGGGGUUGAGAUCUGGAGACUGGCUAGGCCACUCCAGGACCUUGAAAUGGUUCUUACGAAGCCACUCCUUCAUUGCCCGGGCGGUGUGUUUGGGAUCAUUGUCAUGCUGAAAGACCCAGCCACGUUUCAUCUUCAAUGCCCUUGCUGAUGGAAGGAGGUUUUCACUCAAAAUCUCACGAUACAUGGCCCCAUUCAUUCUUUCCUUUACACGGAUCAGUCGUCCUGGUCCCUUUGCAGAAAAACAGCCCCAAAGCAUGAUGUUUCCACCCCCAUGCUUCACAGUAGGCAUGGUGUUCUUUGGAUGCAACUCAGCAUUCUUUGUCCUCCAAACACGACGAGUUGAGUUUUUACCAAAAAGUUAUAUUUUGGUUUCAUCUGACCAUAUGACAUUCUCCCAAUCGUCUUCUGGAUCAUCCAAAUGCACUCUAGCAAACUUCAGAUGGGCCUGGACAUGUACUGGCUUAAGCAGGGGGACACGUCUGGCACUGCAGCGUAGUGUGUUACUGAUGGUAGGCUUUGUUACUUUGGUCCCAGCUCUCUGCAGGUCAUUCACUAGGUCCCCCCGUGUGGUUCUGGGAUUUUUGCUCACCGUUCUUGUGAUCAUUUUGACCCCACGGGGUGAGAUUUACAUUUACAUUUACAUUUACAUUUUAGUCAUUUAGCAGACGCUCUUAACCAGAGCGACUUACAGGAGCAAUUAGGGUUAAGUGCCUUGCUCAAGGGCACAUUAACGUCAUUUAGCAGACGCUCUUAGCCAGAGCGACUCACAAAUUGGUGCGUUCACCCUAUAGCCAGUGGGAUAACCACUUUACAAUUUGGGGGGGGGGGGGGUUAGAAGGAAUACUUUAGCCUAUCCCAGGUAUUCCUUAAAGAGGUGGGGUUUCAAAUGUCUCCGGAAGGUGGUGAGUGACUCCGCUGUCCUGGCGUCGUGAGGGAGCUUGUUCCACCAUUGGGGUGCCAGAGCAGCGAACAGUUUUGACUGGGCUGAGGGGGAGCUGUGCUUCCGCAGAGGAAGGGGAGCCAGCAGGCCAGAGGUGGAUGAACGCAAUGUCCUCGUUUGGGUGUAGGGACUGAUCAGAGCCUGAAGGUACAGGGGUGCCGUUCCCCUCACUGCUCCAAAGGCAAGCACCAUGGUCUUGUAGCGGAUGCGAGCUUCAAUUGGAAGCCAGUGGAGUGUGCGGAGGAGGGGGGUGACGUGAGAGAACUUGGGAAGGUUGAACACCAGACGGGCUGCGGCAUUCUGGAUGAGUUGUAGGGGUUUAAUGGCACAGGCAGGGAGCCCAGCCAACAGCGAGUUGCAGUAGUCCAGACGGGAGAUGACAAGUGCCUGGACCAGGACCUGCGCCGCUUCCUGUGUAAGGCAGGGUCGCACUCUCCGAAUGUUGUAGAGCAUGAACCUGCAGGAGCGGGUCACCGCCUUGAUGUUGGCGGAGAACGACAGGGUGUUGUCCAGGGUCACGCCUAGGCUCUUCGCACUCUGGGAGGAGGACACAGCGGAGUUGUCUACCGUGAUGGCGAGAUCAUGGAACGGGCAGUCCUUCCCGGGGAGGAAGAGCAGCUCCGUCUUGCCAGGGUUCAGCUUGAGGUGGUGAUCCGUCAUCCAUACUGAUAUGUCUGCCAGACAUGCAGAGAUGCGAUUCGCCACCUGGUGAUCAGAAGGGGGAAAGGAGAAGAUUAGUUGUGUAUCGUCAGCGUAGCAAUGAUAGGAAAGGCCAUGUGAGGAUAUGACAGAGCCAAGUGACUUGGUGUAUAGGGAGAAAAGGAGAGGGCCCAAAACCGAUCCCUGGGGGACACCAGUGGUGAGAGCACGUGGUGCGGAGACAGCUUCCCGCCACGCCACUUGGUAGGAGCGACCGGUCAGGUAGGACGCAAUCCAGGAGUGAGCCGCGCCGGAGAUGCCCAUUUCGGAGAGGGUGGAGAGGAGGAUCUGAUGGUUCACAGUAUCAAAGGCAGCAGACAGAUCUAGAAGGACAAGAGCAGAGGAGAGAGAGUUAGCUUUAGCAGUGCGGAGAGUCUCUGUGACACAGAGAAGAGCAGUCUCAGUUGAAUGACCAGUCCUGAAACCUGAUUGGUUUGGAUCAAGAAGGUCAUUCUGAGAGAGAUAGCAAGAGAGUUGGCUAAAGACGGCACGCUCAAUAGUUUUGGAAAGAAAAGAAAGAAGGGAUACUGGUCUGUAGUUGUUGACAUCAGUGGGGUCGAGUGUUGGUUUUUUGAGAAGGGGAGUAACUCUCGCUCUCUUGAAGACGGAAGGGACAUGGCCAGCGGUCAAGGAUGAGUUGAUCAGCGAGGUGAGGUAGGGGAGAAGGUCACCGGAGAUGGUCUGGAGAAGGGAGGAGGGGAUGGGGUCAAGCGGGCAGGUUGUUGGGCGGCCUGCAGUCACAAGUCGCAGGAUCUUAUCUGGAGAGAGAGGGGAGAAAGAAGUCAAAGCAUAGGGUAGGGCAGUGUGAGCAGGACCAGCAGUGUCAUUAGGCUUAACAAACAAGGAUCGGAUGUCGUCAACCUUCUUUUCAAAGUGGUUGACGAAGUCAUCCACAGAGAGAGAGGAGGGGGGGAGGGGGGGGGGGAGGAUUCAGGAGGGAGGAAAAUGUGGCAAAGAGCUUCCUAGGGUUAGAGGCAGAUGCUUGGAAUUUAGAGUGGUAGAAGGUGGCCUUAGCAGCAGAAACAGAUGAAGAAAAUGUAGAGAGGAGGGAGUGAAAAGAUGCCAGGUCGGCAGGGAAUUUAGUUUUCUUCCAUUUCCGCUCCGCUGCCCGGAGCUCUGUUCUGUGAGCUCGCAAUGAGUCAUCAAGCCACGGAGCUGGAGGGGAGGACCGAGCCGGCCGUGAGGAUAGGGGACACAGAGAGUCAAAGGAUGCAGAAAGGGAGGAGAGGAGGGUUGAGGAGGCAGAAUCAGGAGAUUGGAGGGAGAAGGAUUGAGCAGAGGGAAGAGAUGAUAGGAUGGAAGAGGAGAGAGUAGUGGGAGAGAGAGAGCGAAGGUUGCGGCGGCGCAUUACCAUCUGUGUAGGGGCAGAGUGAGUAGUGUGGGAGGAGAGUGAGAGAGAAAAGGAAACAAAGUAGUGGUCGGAGACUUGGAGGGGAGUUGCAGUGAGAUUAGUAGAGGAGCAGCAUCUAGUGAAGAUGAGGUCAAGCGUAUUGCCUGCCUUGUGAGUAGGGGGGGACGGUGAGAGGGUGAGGUCAAAAGAGGAGAGGAGUGGAAAGAAGGAGGCAGAGAGAAAUGAGUCAAAUGUGGACAUAGGGAGGUUGAAAUCCCCCAAAACUGUGAGGGGUGAGCCAUCCUCAGGGAAGGAACUUAUCAAGGCGUCAAGCUCAUUGAUGAACUCUCCAAGGGAACCUGGAGGGCGAUAGAUGACAAGGAUAUUAAGCUUAAAUGGGCUAGUGACUGUGACAGCAUGGAAUUCAAAUGAGGAGAUAGACAGAUGGGUUAGGGGAAAAAUUGAGAAUGUCCACUUGGGAGAGAUGAGGAUUCCUGUACCACCACCCCUCUGACCAGAUGCUCUCGGGGUAUGCGAGAACACAUGGUCAGACGAGGAGAGAGCAGUAGGAGUAGCGGUGUUUUCAGUGGUGAUCCAUGUUUCCGUCAGCGCCAGGAAGUCGAGGGACUGGAGGUUGGCAUAGGCUGGGAUGAAGUCAGCUUUGUUGGCAGCAGAACGGCAGUUCCAGAGGCUGCCUGCGACCUGGAACUCCACGUGGGUGGUGCGUGCAGGGACCACCAAAUUGGAGAGGCAGCAGCCACGCGGUGUGGUGCGUUUGUGUAGCCUGUGCAGAGAGGAGAGAACAGGGAUAGGCAGAGGCAUAGUUGACAGGCUGUAGCAAAUGGCUACAAAAAGAUCUUGCGUGGAGCCCCAGAUCGAGGGAGAUUAUCAGUGGUCUUGUAUGUCUUCCAUUUCCUAAUAAUUGCUCCCACAGUUUAUUUCUUCAAACCAAGCUGCUUACCUACUGCAGAUUCAGUCUUCCCAGCCUGGUGCAGGUCUACAAUUUUGUUUCUGGUGUCCUUUGACAGCUCUUUGGUCUUGGCCAUAGUGGAGUUUGGAGUGUGACUGUUUGAGGUUGUGGACAGGUGUCUUUUAUACUGAUAACAAGUUCAAACAGGUGCCAUUAAUACAGGUAACGAGUGGAGGACAGAGGAGCCUCUUAAAGAAGAAGUUACAGGUCUGUGAGAGCCAGAAAUCUUGCUUGUUUGUAGGUGACCAAAUACUUAUUUUCCACCAUAAUUUGCAAAUUCUCAAUUUGUCUGUCAUAGUUGACGUGUACCUAUGAUGAAAAUUACAGGCCUCUCUCAUCUUUUUAAGUGGGAGAACUUGCACAAUUGGUGGCUGACUAAAUACUUUUUUUCCCCACUGUAUAGCCCAUUUGUAGAACAACUAAAGUUACAUUAAUAACUCUAAAUUAAGCAUAUAGCAGUACCUAUUUCUUUGUUAACCGCUCAACACAGAAUAGCCGCAUUUGCACACUCCCUCAAAUCGUUUGGAGAAAAUAUCCUUUCUAUUUUCUUCAGCUUUGUUCAAUUGUAUUCUUCAUACUAUAAAAUAAUGCCACGGAAUUCUAAGCAAUGAACAAGUAUAGCCCACAGCCAUAUGGCAUAGCCAGAUCAGGAACUAACAUAAGGACAACUCAGACUAUGCUAUUCUGUUCUUCUGUAAUAGACUACAUUUUCUUCAUAUCAGGUUUCUUUAGACCCGUCUAAAAUAAAUAAUGGAUUUAUUGUGAAGGUGUAGGCUAUAUUACAUGGAUUUAUUAGACUUUUUAAAAUGUAGAUGUUCCAAAGGUCUGCAUCAGUGGCUUGUAGAGACAGUAGAUAAAUGUGUUUAUAUUAAUUAACGGUCAAUUACCGUGAGUCCGACAGUUAUUUGUUUGACAAUCACCAGCUUACAACAUUUUGUGACCGCCACAGCCCUAGUUGGGGCAGUAUGCGAAUUGGAGUGGGUCUAGGGUUUCCGGGAUGAUGGUGUUGAUGUGAGCCAUGACAAGCCUUUCAAAGCACUUCAUGGCUACCGACGUGAGUGCUACGGGGCGGUAGACAUUUAUACACGUUACCUUCGCUUUCUUGGGCACAGGGACUAUGGUGGUCUGCUUGAAACAUGUAGGUAUUACAGACUCGGUCAGGGAGAGGUUGAAAACAUCAGUGAAGACACUUGCCAGUUGGUCCAUGCAUGCUCUGAGUACACGUCCUGGUAAUCCGUCUGGCCCCAUGGCGUUGUGAAUGUUGACCUGUUUAAAGGUCUUUCUCACAUCGGCUACGGAGAGCGUGAUCACACAGUCGUCCGGAACAGCUGGUGCUCUCAUGCAUGCUUCAGUGUUGCUUGUCUCGAAGCGAGCAUAAAAGGCAUUUAGCCCGUCUGGUAGGCUCGCAUCACUGGGCAGCUCGCGGCUGGGUUUCCCUUUGUAGUCCGUAAUAGUUUGACGCUCGUCGGAUGUGGCAGGGCUUGCAGAGCCGGUGUAGUAAGAUUCAAUCUUAGUCCUGUAUUGACACUUUGCCUGUUUGAUGGUUCGUCUGAGGGCGUAGCGAGAUUUCUUGUAAGCGUCCGGAUUAGGGUCCCGCUCCUUGAAAGCGGCAACUCUAGCCUUUACCUCGGUGCGGAUGUUGCCUGUAAUCCAUGGCUUCUGGUUGGGAUAUGUACGUACUAGGGCUGCACGAUAUAUCGUUUCAGCAUCGACAUUGCGAUGUAUGCAUCCGCAAUAGUAACAUCGCAGAACGUGCGAUUUAGUAAGGUAAACAUAUAUCAGUCUACAAUAUAUAUAUAUUUUUUUAUGUUAAACUAGCAUUAUAUCUGUCUGAUAUAACGUAAUUUACUUCGAUUUAUGGGUUAUUGGAUACACAGUUUAUUAUUAUUAUUAUUAUUAUUUUAAACACGGAGUUGGUUGCUGCACGUGGUUGACAUGCAGGCUCUGCUUGCGCGUGAAGAAAUGAUGAGCGAGGAACAGGCAAAAAAGACCGAAAUUGAAAAUUUGGUUGCAAAAAGAAAUGCAUCGUCAAUUAUAUGGAAAUAUUUAGGCUACAGACAGGAUGAUGUUGACCAAAAUAAUGUACUUUGUCGAGAGUGCCUUGCAAUUGUUGCCACAACACGAGGCAACACGACCAAUUUGUUCGAUCAUUUAAGGCGGCACCACAAAUCUUCAUAUGAUGAGUGCAAAGCAUCUCAAUGCCCUCCAAAGCAAAAAUAUAUUUCAGAUGCCUUUGCCAGUAUUACACCAUACGAGAAAGGUUCCAAACAGCAGAGAGAAAUCACAGAUUCAAUAACAUUUCACUUCGCCAAAGACAUGGUACCAAUUAACACGGUUACCAAAGAGGGUUUUAAAAACAUGAUCCGGUCGCUUGACAAGCGGUAUGUAAUGCCAUCACGCAACUAUUUUUCUCAAGUUGCCAUCCCAGAGUUGUACGAGAAAUGCAAGGCACAAGUUCAAACAGAGCUGUCACAAGUGGAAUAUUAUACAGCAACAACGGACUUGUGGUCCAGCCGGACAACGGAGCCCUACAUAAGUCUGACCGUACACUUUAUUAAUGAGGACUUCCACCUGAAAAGUCGCUGUUUGCAAACUGCAUUUUUCCCAGAGGAUCAUACAUACAUCCUGUAUUUUUUCAUAUCGCAAUAUAUAUCGCAGAAAAACAAAAUAUCGCGAUUGUCAGUUAUUUCCAAUAUCGUGCAACCCUAGUACGUACGGUCACUGUGGGGACGACAUCGUCGAUGCACUUAUUGAUGAAGGCGGUGACUGAGGUGGUAUACUCCUCAAUGCCAUUGGAUGAAUCCCGGAACAUAUUCCAGUCUGUGCUAGCAAAACAGUCCUGUAGCGUAGCAUCCGCUUCAUCUGACUACUUCCGUAUUGAGCGAGUCACUGGUACUUCCUGCUUUAGUUUUUGCUUGUAAGCAGGAAUCAGGAGGAUAGAAUUAUGGUCAGAUUUGCCAAAUGGAGGGCGAGCGAGAGCUUUGUAUUCGUCUCUGUGUGUGGAGUAAAGGUGGUCUAGAGUUUUUUUUCCUCUGGUUGCACAUGUGACAUGCUGGUAGAAAUUAGGUAAAAUGCAUUUAAGUUUGCCUGCAUUAAAGUCCCCGGCCACUAGGAGCGCCGCUUCUGGAUGAGCAUUUUCUUGUUUGCUUAUGGCCUUAUACAGCUCGUUGAGUGCGGUCUUAGUGCCAGCGUCGGUUUGUGGUGGUAAAUAGACGGCUACGAAAAAUAUAGAUGGUGUGGUCUUGGUAGAUGGUGUGGUCUACAGCUUAUCAUGAGGUACUCUACCUCAGGCGAGCAAUACCUCGAGACUACCUUAAUAUUAGACAUCGCGCACCAGCUUUUAUUGACAAAUAGGCGCACACCCCCACCCCUCGUCUUACCGGACGUAGUUGUUCAGUCCUGCCGAUGCACGGAAAACCCAGCGAACAAUAUUAUCCGUGUCGUGGUUCAGCCACGACUCGGUGAAACAUAAGAUAUUACAGUUUUUUAUGUCCCGUUGGUAGGAUAGUCUCGAACGGAGCUCAUCCAGUUUAUUCUCCAGUGAUUGCACGUUGGCCAAUAGAACGGAUGGUAGAGGCGUGUUACCCACUCGCCGACGAAUUCUCACAAGGCACCCUGAUCUGUAUUUCCUUAUUUUCUUCAUGCGAAUGACGGGGAUUUGGGCCUUGUCCGGGAGCAACAUUAUAUCCUUCGCGUCAGACUCAUUAAAGAAAAAAUCUUCAUCCAGUUCGAGGUGAGUAAUCGCUGUUCUGAUGUCCAGAAGCUCUUUUCGGUCAUAAGAGACAGUAGCAUCAACAUUAUGUACAAAAUAAGUUACAAACAAUGCGAAACAACACCCAAAAUAGCACAGGCAAUAUGUAUAACCUAGAAGUACCCACCCAGAUGUAACUGUCCAUCUAAGUACUUUUUAUCCCCAAACACCACAUUUUGCUUUCUGUGUGCUUCCGUCCAGAUGUUGAGGUUUAAACCAUCCAGCUGCUGUGGAAUGAGUACAGCGCUGCAGCGUUUCCCAAAAGGCAGCGCUGCGUGAGGCGGCGUGUGUGCGGUGACGUGACGCAGCAUGUUUAGGGCCAAGUUUGAGAUUAGGGUGAAGCUGACUGACUGACACGGACCGGGUCAUGUCUUUUCAUUACGAGGGGUGGAUGGAUUGGAUGAUGGGCCUCAGUACUGGGACGGUUAAGAUUAUGUGAUGUGCGUUUGCGUUUGUUAAUGUGGAAUUUGGUCAACUGGGGGUUUUCUAGGCUUUGUGUAUGUUUACGUUGGCAUGGCUGCUGUUAGACAGUGUUAUAUAAUGGCUCUAUGUGCUGUGCUGUACUGGCAGGGCUAUGCUGAUAGAGCUGACUACAGUAAUCUGCCUGACUGCCAGAGGACGUAAUGAGAUGAUUCCCUGUCUUGAACUUGGGCCUGAUUUAGAGACACAAGUCACACACUCCCUCUGCUCCCUCUGCAACACUGAUGACUAAAUAUAUUGUUAAUUUCCUCUCACUCGCUACACUACACCCAGAUGUGACGGCAGGAUAAACCAGGUGUCAUGAAAUGUUCACGUUUUGGUUGCAGACUCAAUUUAAUAAGAUGUAAAUAUGUAAAUUAACAAAAAGAAGUUUUAAAACAGUGGUUUAAUAAGACAUGCAUUUCAAGACAUGAAUUAUCUUAUUUGUCUAUGUAUUGUAUGACAACAUAAAGUUUCAGAGUCAAAAUUCACUUCUCUCUUUGCAGCUUAGAUGAGAACGCUGGUUGUGGUAAUCUGUCAUUUGUGUGACACACACAUACACACAGAGGGACACACACAUGCACGCACGCCACAGAAAGGGGCCAUGUUGUGUGGCUGUGCACUCUAAUCCCCUCUAACAAGAGAAUGGUACAGUCCAGUAAUCCUCUCUCUGUUGCCGUGGUAGCGGUGAGAGGGUUUUGGAUGGUAGGUAACGGUAAGACUCCAGCCGACUCUCCUACCAAACACUUUCCUAGCCGCUCACCCGCCUCGCCCUGCCUUGCCCCUGCUCUGGAUAAUUGGGGGCCGGGGAUAGCCUUGACGUUGCAACAGAUCACUGGAGAGGGGUAGGUUGUAUUUGGUGGGGGUGUGUGAGGGUGUGUGUUGGUGUCUUUAGGUCCCAGUGGCUCUGUGUUUGUGGUUAACCUUGUGGUAUACCCCAUAGGUACUGUAGGACUGUGGCUAGGCUUGACAGGACAAUGUCAGGAUAAAUAAUCAGACAUUUCUAGCAGUUUGCAGAAUAAUCGUCAAAGUGCAAUAUGGUUAAGGUUUAGGAAAUCCAGAUAUUUUGUGUUGUUAUAAGUCUUUGAAACAGGCAAGUGAAAAUGUCAUCAGAGGAAAAGAUUACCAUAGCCCGCUGCCUGUAGCUUCAGCUUGGCUGCUCUGUCGGCGUUCCCUGUUCUCUAUGUUAUUAUUGCACAUGACGAGUCCCAAGUAAGUGGAUUUCUUCUGCAGAUCUGAUAUCGCUGUUGCGUUUCAAUAUGCAUUUCACUAAAUCCCACAUUGUAACUCCAACCUCGGUUUACACUGGUGCCAUAACACUCGCCUGCAAAGCGAGGGGCAUGAGCCAAGAGCCGAGGCCUACUAGUGGAGUCACAGUGACGCCUUUCUCUAAAACCUGUUUUGGAACUGUCAGUCAGUCAGAUAUUUCAGAUCCCAGAUGUGGGAAUUUAGACAGCAGCUAGCAGCAUAUCGUCCGUGACUUACCGACCGCCAGGCCAGAAUAGUGGACAUAGCAGCAUUAUGAUAGCAGUAUGGCAUCGAUGAUGAUACGUAGCUGAUUUAAAACAGAAAACCAAACCAGCAGCCAGGCCAAUCCAAUCCAUUAAGGUGCUUUUAAAAAGAAGUGAUCCAGUUACCUGUUUCAGUAGUCCUCCACAGGGAUUACACCAAUGUGCUUAUUGUGUCCUAUCCAGGCCCAGGUCUCUGCUGACUGAAUGGGAUGUGACACUGCUGCUGUAAGCACGGACCUGGCCUAUAGUACCUAAGCCUAGAGUAUACAUCUAUGGUAUGUGUAGGGGGACAGUAUGUGCUUUAGUAAGCAUGGACCUGGCCUUCUAUACUCUACCUGUAGUAUGCAUAGGAUAAACAUAUAUUAUGUGUAAAGAAAGUGUAAACAAACGUUCUUCAGCCCAGGUGCUCAACUGAGGUACUUGAAAAUCAAAUAAAAACAUUCCUCACCUCAGGACACUUCAAUGGGUGAAUAUCAAGGAAAAUAAAGAAAAAACACUGUUUCUGCAUAGAUCUGAUUAUUCAUUUAUGGGACAUACAAACAGGACUGUCUGUAGUAUAUGCGUAAUAUUAUGCAUAGUAUUGGCUUUAUUAGUUACCAAUGUGCUUAUGGCAUCCAGGACCAGGCCUGA